AAAACAAUAUAAUAACACUCUGGAACCUUAAAAAACAAUGUAAUAAUGGUCAGGAAAUAUUUAAAAUAUGUAAUAAACUCUAAUGAAGCCACUUAUUGUCAAUCAAAAUUUAAGAGUCAUUAAUAUGCAGAGAAACAAUACACAAAACCUAUCAACAUAUAUUAAUCCAAACACAUUUCAGAUACUUUAAUCAAGAAAAAUAGGCUAUCCCCAAUAACUUGUAUGGUCAAAGUCCUUAUACGCUUACUGCAGUGCCACCACCGACGUUGCAACCUCACCCACUUUGUCAUCCACCGAUUCAACCCCACUCACUUGGUCAUCUAUGGUUUUGCCGAUGAAGAGUACAGAUCGGGUCAGGGCCUUCACAAAAGUGAAUCAAGAACUUGAUAGCAGUCACCACCUCCUUGGAGCAAUCAACUCCGAAACCCACAUGCCCGUUGCCGUCUCGUAGAUCUUGUUGAGAAAUCAAAGAUUGACGAAGAGAACUCGUAGAUCUUGCAGCAUCUGGAGAAGACGACGAGAGAGAGGUUACGGAGAGAAGUUGCUAGAUUAUGGUAAAAAGAAGUUGGCAACCAAGAAGCUGUGGAUGUUGUGGUUCGAUUAUAUUUUCCUGGGAAAAAUUCCGACGCAUGGAGUUUGUUUCAAAGAUGAAAAUGAUGAUUAUGGCCAUGUAAAUGUAAAUCCUUUGUCAAAUAUCAGAAGGAUUUCACUGGUCAAACAACACAAAGGAUCAAGUCCCUCUCCAAGCCCAUAAGAAAGCUGAUGGUUGGAAAGACAGUGAAAAUGACUAUGCUACUGCAAAAGAAAGUCCCUCCAUCAAAGAUAAGAAGGGUUUCAUUUUUCAAACAACAGAAAGGGACAAGUCAGUCACCAAAUGAUGGGAAAAUAGAUAGUUGGAAAGAAAGUCGAGAUGAUUAUGCCAGCAAAAAUGAAUUUCCUCCUUCAAAGUCAAGAAGCAUUUCAAGUCAACCAUAAAAACAUGAAGAUGGAGACUCUUAGCCAAGAGAACCUCGGAUGUAAGAAAACACCUGCUUCUGAAGGGCUAUUGGCUGCUAGCAAGGAUCUUGUGAACCUUGCCAUAAGCAUGGGCAGUCUAGACGACAUAACCGUGAUGGUAAUUGAUUUAAAUCACUUCAGAAGCAACAAUUGAUAUUUUAGGCUAAUCUAGCAAUCUCCUGUACAUAGCUGAAGAAGAGUAGCUGCCAGUGACCAGGCCCAAAAAACAAUGAAGUGAAUCAUGCAUGAAUCAAUUGGGAUUCCGGCUUGCUUUACAUCCAGCGAGAAGCAAACUGAUGAUCCGGCUGCCAUAACUCGGUCAGGCCAGAGUAUGUACAUGUCAGUCUAUCAAACAAAGAUAGCAGGUGAGUGCCGUCUCAUCACCAUCACUUGGUGCAAAAAUCUAUUGCUACAUGGUCUAUCUGUGUCUGUUCAAGGACCAGAAGGAAAUAAGCAUUAUCAGUGCAAGGUUGAACUCAAGCCUUGGAACUUCUGGAGAAAGCAAGGGGCUAGUCAGUUUAUAGUGGAUGGUAGGAGAGUUGAAGUAGUUUGGGACUUCAGGGCUGCAAAGUUCAACGGCGAGACAGAGCCGCGAUCAGGUUACUAUGUAGGCAUUGUCAGUGAAGAAGAGGUGGUUUUACUUCUUGGUGAUAUGAAAAAAGAUGCAUAUAGAAAGACAGGGUGCAGGCCUUCUUUGAUUGACCCCAUUUUGGUUUCAAGGAGGGAACAUGUUUUUGGCAAGAAGAAGUUCUUAACAAGAGUUAACUUGAAUGAGAAAGGUAAAGUCCAAGAGAUAUCAAUUGAAUGCAACAGUGGCAUAUGCAGUAACAAGAACAACAACAAUGCUGAUGGAUUUGAUCCUGAAAUGGAAAUAAGAUUGGAUGGGAAACUAGCAAUUCAUGUCAAGCAUCUCCACUGGAAGUUCAGAGGCAAAGAGUCGAUCCAUGAAAGUAAAACCACAGUAGAAGUGUAUUGGGAUGUACAUGACUGGCUCUUUGGUUCUGGUACAAGGCAUGGUUUGUUCAUAUUUAGGCCAACUACUUCCUCAUCUUCUGCAUCUCCUCCAUCAUCAGAAUCAACACCAUCACCACUUCCAGCAGAGGAAGAUAACUCAAAUGGGUCAUCUGGGUUUUGUUUGUUUCUAUAUGCUUGGAAGUUAGACUGAAUGUUUUGGUCCUUUCACUAUCAUAAUCAGACCAGACACAGCAUGAUCGAUCUCCUAGGAAUUGAAAAAGGAGAGAUGGUGGAUGGUCUUCCAUUGCAAUGUGUUCACUUCCUGACCAGCACAUGGGGCCCAAAUAUAGCUGGAAGUUUGUCACAGCUCAAGAAGAUUGGACUUGCCAGAUUGGAUCUUAUACAAUGACUCCAUUAUCCAUUAAAAAAAGUGUAUGAUCUUCUUAAAGCUCCUGCUUUCCUUUUGUUUCUGUUAACGUUUGUAUCAAAAAGCCUAGAUUGGGUGUGUGUAUCUAUAGAACUUCUAUAAACAUGUGAGCUUGUCAUUGUUUCCAAUAGUUAAUAAUGCAUACAAUAGUAGUCAAUAA
Molecule: messenger RNA, 2537 nt
Organism: Tripterygium wilfordii
Lineage: Eukaryota; Viridiplantae; Streptophyta; Magnoliopsida; Celastrales; Celastraceae
Exons: 3
Coding region: 1238-2161 (307 amino acids)
Source: RefSeq, a predicted model, not a curated record